AUGGAGCUGCCAGCAUGGAGGGCAUCAGCUCUCGAGGCUGCUUCUCAAUCUCUAUUUGAUGAGAGUUCCACUCGUUCCGAAGAUGCCAGUGUGUUAUUGGUCCUACUGUCGUUCUUUUCUCCCUGCGAAAAAAUCCCGUUGAUCCUUUUUGUACGCGGUUCAACGUCAAGGAAACGCUGGACAGUUGAAGGCAAUAUUGAGUUUGCUGAUGCGGCCAGAGUUGGGCUGGCCUCGGAGUUGGUGGACCUAUUAUCAGAUGCUCAGCGACUUACACAGGCUUUUGGUGAGCUGUGUCGGUCUGCGGCAGUGCUCAGAUGCCCCAAUGAGACAUACCAUUUGAACGAGGAUAUGUCAGCACGGGUUCAUCGAAGCCUGGCGCCAGAUACUUUACCCUUCUGGCGACAGCAGGCACUAAUCGUGGCGUACAGGGCAAUACCUUGGAAGUAUAUCGAGUUUCCCGGCCCUGUAGUCAGAUCGUUUCUGCCACAUUUGCAUCAUGUUGCAGAGGCGUUCCAAGACUGCUUCGAAGAGCUACCUAGCGCGGCCAGGACCGACUUUAUGCUUACACUUAUCGAGGCUUUCCGGUUCCCAGAUAUGGCCUGGAAGUACUUCGCCAUUGGCCAGGCUGAAUUGGCUGCUGGCCGACUGAAAGACACACACCUUCGCCUUUGCAUCGGCCAGACCAAGGCAGUGCUGGGACGCCUCAGUGGAAACAUGGACGAGGCCGUCAGUAGUCUUGACGGCAUUGUGUCAAAUGACUCGGCUGCCGCUGCAAGUAAACGAGUACGAUGCGAGGUUGGUGUUGCAGUCAUUCAGCGUUCCUUGAAUUGUAUCCAAGUUGCGGAUCUUUCCACAGCACAGGAACUACUGGAGGAUUGGGAUCCCUAUGACGCAGAGCCAUCUCCCUUGGAAAGGAUUCUUAGCUUUCGCAAAUUUUCGUUGCUGGGACGAGUCAUGCGCCUACAAGGCAACUUCAGCAAGGCAUUGGGACUUCUAAAAACAGCACACCAGGCGUCGCAGAUACCAAGCGAACUCGUUUUCGACGAGGACCUCCGCGAUCUCACAUGUGACCUGGCUGACACUUUACGAGAACUCAACGAACCCGUGGCUGGUGAGGGAUAUCUUCGUACAGAGAUCAUACGGCGAACGCAGAGGCCAGACUCAUUGCCUGGUAAAUCGCUCCUGGAAUUGGCUUUAGCUGAGGCUCUUUUUGCUCAGGAACGCUAUGGAGAGGCAAAAGAGAUAUGCGUCGACAUUGAGUCGCGAGUGAGUCUUCUCAAGUACGAGAGGUUGCGCGUAAAUGUUAUAUUGGCAAAGCUAUCACAUAUCCGAUCGGAAUUCGAUGUGGCACUGUCACGAUGGAGUGAAGCGAUGCAGGCAUUGCAGGAGUUUUCCCUGGUAGAUGGACAGGUACAGAACAUCAUCUCUGCGUCAAUGGCCGAUGUUUUGGACUCUCAAGGUCACAACUGGCUGACGAAAGAAUCCCCUCGAAAGGCUUCGCUGACAGAAUUGGCAAAGCCAGAGGGUGUACCACAUUGGAUUGCUGGUUUUCGGCAAUGGGCAGAAUACCUCCAGUCCAAGGGCACCGGAUAG
Fusarium poae is the source of this 1593-nucleotide messenger RNA. RefSeq lists its product as uncharacterized. Lineage: Eukaryota; Fungi; Ascomycota; Sordariomycetes; Hypocreales; Nectriaceae. The coding region runs from base 1 to 1593 and encodes 530 amino acids. The transcript has 2 exons. Gene Ontology annotation, molecular function: protein binding. The record is from RefSeq and is a predicted model, not a curated record.